Rhagoletis pomonella (apple maggot) is the source of this 12006-nucleotide messenger RNA. RefSeq lists its product as uncharacterized. Gene Ontology annotation, biological process: regulation of gene expression. Gene Ontology annotation, cellular component: nucleus. The record is from RefSeq and is a predicted model, not a curated record. NCBI's taxonomy places the organism in Eukaryota, Metazoa, Arthropoda, Insecta, Diptera, Tephritidae. The coding region runs from base 1133 to 8917 and encodes 2594 amino acids. The transcript is spliced from 10 exons.
GUUUUGGUAACUAAACAAUAAGCAACAAAGAUAUAGCCAAUAAAAAUGGUUUAAAAACAAGUAGCAAACUAAAAACAGUAACAAAAGUGAAGUAGUACAGUGAAGUGAGCACAAAAUGUGUGUACAACUACAAAUAAUAAAGUGUUAAAAAUCAAUCAAAAUAUCAACGCAUUGCAAAUUGUUAAAAUGGAAAACCCUGAAACAGUGAAAAAUAAAAUUUCAACACACAGAAACAGCGAAAAGUUCAUGGCGAAAAAAAUUUCGCCAACAAUAUUUUGAAGCGCGUGAAAAAAAUUUUUAACUAAAGGAAACACACAAGAAAGCAAUAAAAUACUAAAGUGCUAAAAACAAAUAAUCGCAAAUUGCUGCAAACUGCAAUUUCAAAAUUUAUGAAAACAAACAAACAGUACAGCCACUAUGUAUGAAAUGCUAAAAGCAAACCAACUGCACGUGCAAAUGGAAUAACAAUUAAAUAUUAAAAUAAAAAAACAAACUACAAAAACACACAGAAUUUUUACUAGUUAAAUGUGUAGUAAAGAAAAUAUUGCAAUUAAAAAAAUAAUACAGCAAAGCAUUUCUACUACAAUGUGCAACAGUGCAGAAAAAGUUAAAUCAAAAUACGUUUCAAAAACGAGAAAAUAAAUAUUUUUUACAGGCCUUAAAUAAAUACUGAUAUAAAAUAGUGUUUUUUUUUUGUAAACAGACAACCAAAAUAAACAUUGGCAUGACAUAUUGAUUCAACGAAACAAUCGACUUUUUUAAUUAUGUGCCAAAAGUAACAACAAAAAACUGUGUAAAUAUUCAUGAAAUACAUUUCAUAGAUUUUCGAUUGCCAAAUUUUUAUGAAGCGUGAUAUAGAAAUAGUAUAAAACAAUAAAGGACUUGUAUGCAGAACAAACCAAUUUACUUGUUGGUGUGAAUAUUAUUUUGUGACAACUGCAUUUUUUGGCAUUUUAUGGAUGUAACAAUUUGUACACGAAGCAUAUAAAACCGGAUUUUUUUUCGAAUAUUUUAUACACAGCUUAUGAAUUUUUUCAUCUUUAUAUCAACACAACAAAAGUGACAGAAACAGGAAUGCAAGCUCAACAGUCGUUAAAUAAACGCCAGUAGUGUGUUGCAAAAAAAUCAAGUUAUGGAACUACCCUCGAUGGUGCAACGCUCUGGCGACACGCUAAUUGUGCGCAGCGUCGUCAGUGGUAAUCAAUUGUAUUUGGAUCAGGGUGCCGCCUCCACGAAAAACAACAAUAACCACAAGCAUAGUAGCCCUUCGCCGUUGCAGCAGCAGCAGUCGCAACCGAGUGGCACCGCCAACUUGUCAACUAGUGCACUGGAACAAUUAGAGCGCUAUCGUGCCGCAGCUGCACAAUAUCACCUACAACAACAACAGCAUCAGCAACACCAAAAUGCCGCACAACAGCAACAAAAUACGGUUGCUUCGGCGGUAGCUCAUCAGCAGGCAAUGGAGCUGAAAGAUGAGGGGCUGCCACAGUGUAAAAUCAAGCGCAAUUACAGCUGCAGUUACUGCACUUACUUCACGCAAAAUCCGCGGUAUCAUCUUACGCAUCUGCGAGACGUUCAUGGCGAAAAAAUCGUCAUCAAUAAGUGCAAGCUGUGCCUGUAUGCGUCGCGACAUUUUCAAAAGUUGGUGCGGCACAUGAAAAUGGUGCACGGCUGCACCGAUGGUGUGGCCGGUGGACACGGGCAGCCGCGUGGCAAGCGCGGUAUGAGUCGGGAGGCACGCAAGCGAAAGUUGGAACAAAGCGUGGGUUUGGGCGCUGCACCGAGUGAUAUGAGUGGCAGCAGCGAAGGCAAUGUCAUAAUGAGUGAAGGUGUGUCGAAAGUGCCGACUUAUGAGGAGGUUAAACGCGAACUGGAGCUGCAGCGGGAAUCCCUUAUCGCCGUUGUUUAUGAGCGUGAGUUACAGGCCCAGCGUGAGCGUGAACUAGACGCCCGUCAACAAGCACAGAAUGCAUACGAACAAGAAAUGCAGGCAGCAACAGCAGCUGCUGCUUCAGCGGCUGCAUCCGAAGCACAACGUCGUCAAUCGCCAGCUAAUGCAGCCACCCCCAGCAGCAACAAUGCAAGUGCCUUUGUAAAUGGCUCUAGCAGCAAUAACGGCAGCGGAAAUCUUCCAGCUUUUCAAUUGCCACCAGCUCAUCAGCAAUCACUUACGGCACAUACCCGCAUCAUUGAGCUUUCACCAUCACCCACCGACUCAGUGUCGUCUGGGCAUGGAGCUGACGCCGCUACCGCAGCUGCAUUGCAUUCCAGUGGGGUUUCACUGAACUACGUUGGAGAUGAGCCCACCCAGAAUAGGCUGUUGAAGUGUAGCCUUUGCGAUUUCACCACACUCUUCCGCGCACAAUUGGUAGAUCACGAAUUAGAUGAGCAUUGUAAGACAAAAUUUUUCCGCUGUGAGAAGUGUUCGUAUGUAACACACAUUAAGGCACGGUUCAGCAAACACGUCAAAUAUCACUCCAUGCCUAUGAUCAAAUGUGUCACGUGUGAUUUUCGUACUCCUUAUAAGUGGAAUCUCGAUCGGCAUAUGAAAAAUCAUGGUGGUGCAGGUCCAUUCAAGUGUGCUGCCUGCGAUUUUACAGCCGAUAUCAAGCAAUCGCUGACGGUGCACGAAAUGAAUCAUCAUGUGCCACCGGUUGGGCAUGCAGCGGGCAUGUCGCUGGGACGACGACCAAACAAGGUCGGUGGUACAGAUUUACGUGAAGAUUUUCUAAGCGAUUCUGUUGAUUUGUUGGAGGAUCAUUUCAAUAAUAACAAUCUCGAUGAAUACGAUGAAACGUUCGUAGCCGCAGGGCCUUACACUAAACGCAGCAAAUAUGAGGAGGAAGAACCGACCGACUUGUCUGCGAAAGGUGGCUCCUCCGACACGUCGUCAAUGCAUAAUCAAAGUUUGAGUGUAUCACUAACGCCAAAAGCAAAGCGGCCAAUACCGAAUCUCAUUCCGAUACCGAAAAAUAAUGGACCAAGCAUUAUGAAUCUUCCCAAGGAGUUCGCUGCCUCGCGUAGCUCCCUUACCGAUAUCGCUUCUAUAUUCUUUAAUGAUAAGCAAAUCUCCGAGAUGUUGCAACCACUCGAGAAAUCGGACGCCGCUCAAUUAUCACCAACUCCCACCGUUGCGUCCACAUCCAGCCAUGCUUCACGUAGUUUGCUUCACAAGAAACCCACACCAAGCGAGAAUCUCAUCUGUCCAUGUGGUCAUAUGGCCAAGUGUCUGUCAGAGUCGAUCAUCCACCGCAAAACAUGCAAUUUCGCUGCUAUCGUCGAAGAUGAUGUUGAGGAAGAGCAAGAUGAUACAGACGAUCGCCUGGAAAUAGAUUUUGCCGAUGAUGAAGAUCGGCAAUCGCAUUCGGCACUUAAUUUGAGUGUAACCGGUUCAACGCGUUGCCAGCAUUGUCGCCAUCGUUGCAAAUCAUCUGCAGAUCUGUUGAAUCAUCUCAAGCAAUGUACCGAGGCUAGUCGAUGUGGCAAUGACUCUUUCGAUUCAAUGUCUGGUGACAGCAACGCCGGUCGUGUUGGUGGUGCUGACUCCACUAAUGACCAACAUCCGAUGGAGAAUCGCGUAUUCAUCUGGAAUAAAAUGCCUGGUGGUGACACUGGGCAGCGUGAAGGAAGUCAGUGCUCGGAUAGUAGGGGGCAGACAAAUAAUACCGCAGAAUCAUCCGGUAGCAGCGCAUACGGCGCUAGCAGUGCAACUUGUGAAGAGAUUAGCUAUUAUGGUGUUGAAACGGCGCCAGGUUAUGGUGAGGUAACGAAAAAGAUGACGCCGGAAGAAGAAGUAGCUAAUUCUUCUUUGAAGAAAGUAUACAAGUGUCCGCACUGUUCUUUCUGGGCCUCAACAGCUUCGCGUUUUCACGUACACAUUGUCGGUCAUUUGAAUAAGAAACCAUUUGAAUGCUCGCUUUGUUCAUAUCGUUCCAAUUGGCGUUGGGAUAUCACCAAGCACAUUCGCCUAAAGACCAUACGUGAUCCCAGCCACAAGAAUGCACGUGUGCUGAUGAACGACGAAACGGGUCGUCGUAAUUACACCAAAUACAAUAAAUACAUCACAUUAAUGAAGGUAACCGAAGAAGAUGGCGAUCCAAAGUUAAUGAAAUCCGGCGAAAUGACACCAAACCAGGUAGCUUCGUUAUCCUUUAUCAACGAUUACAAUAAAAAAGUGGUACCUAAUGCCUUGACCUCUACUCAUUUGAAUGGCAUCAAGGAGGAUAUAACACUAGAGCCAAUACAAUCGAAAUCUAGCGCCGGUUGUAAUAAUUGUAGUGGUAAUAAUAAUGGCAACGAUCAGUUAGCCGACGAUUUCAUACGUUUACCAUUGCUAGCAACAAUGAUGAAUGCUGCAAUGGCACAACAACACCAUCAACAACAAAAAGACUCCGAACAGGGUCAAGCAACAAUGAUUACACCCUCAGUAACUAUUUCCUCUGUUAAGCGUUCGCCACCGCCUCUUAUGAAGCCUAGUGAUGAUCUGGUCACAGAUGUGCGCCAGGAGGGCAACGAAAAGAAAACAUUCUAUAGGUGUCGCAAGUGCACUUUUCGUCAUGCCAAUCGUGAUGCCGUACUCGCCCACGUCAAGAUACAUUACCAGGAUCCUAACUACCCAAUAGUAACAGCUACAGCAACUACUUCACCCAAGUCGGCGAGCUCUCAGCAUCAACAACAACACAACACACCACUUCAAGUGGCCGUUAAUCCAAAUAUCUAUAUGAACAAAGUUCUCGCCGCUAUGUGCCUUUCCCAGCAGCAACAACAACAACCGCAACCCAACUCGAAUUCUUCAACGAACACUGAUCAACAGCAGCAGCAACAACAACAACAUUCCAUACUCUCCGCCGGCCUACUGCAACAAGCGAUGCAAGGAGCACCGCCAAAUUCACCACUAGGCUGCCUGGCAUUAUCGCUAGCCGGCAAGAGUCCUGCCAAAGCAACUGCUUCUAUUUUAGAGCACGGUGAGCAGAAAUCGAUACAAAACGAGGCAAGUGCCCAAAGGCCAACGUCGCCCAAACAAAACAACCAAAGCAACUUUCACAAUAGCUUAACUAUAGCUUCAUCGUCGACAUCGUCUUCUCCACACUCCUCUGGCGGCAGCAAUUUUGGUGUUGGUGGUGGUGGUGGUGGUGCUGGAGUUGGUAUGGUCGGUGCGGCCACAUCAGCAUCAUCGUUGCAAAAUUUGUUAACUUCACCGCGUGGCACUUACGCAUCAUCCUCCGUACAUUCACUACGCAAUCAACUGCAUUCGCCUACAAUCAGCAACAACAACAUUAGCUACACCAUUGGUGGUAGUGUUGGUGUCGGUGGUCAUACUAAUAACAAUAAUAGCAAUAAAAAUUUGGUAAUGGGUGCAUUAACGGUAACGAAACACACCAGUGAAAGCGAAACGAGACACAAUGUCUUCGAUUCACCCACAACCACAGCAGAUGCAAGCAGUGGCGCCGCUGCUUUAUUACAUUCAUCACCAAGUGCUAGUGCUGCACACAACACGCCCAGUGCCACAACAGUAACUACACUUCCUACUACUCUUACCAGUUCUAAUACUACCACUAGCGCAUCUCUGGGAAUAAAGUCCACUAGCAAUCCAUAUCAUAUGCAAAUGGGUAUCAUCGGUGCUUCAUCUAUUUCCAAUAGCAACAACAACAACAACAACAGUCAUAAUGGCGCUAUCACCUAUAUGGGUGGUAGUCAAAGUAGUGGUGGUGGUGGUGUUGAUGUCGUUGGUACUCCUAGUGAUAAUAAUAAUAGUCUAUGUAUUGGUGGUAUUAUAUUUGGUUCUAAUAAUUCUACUACUACUACUACUAGUUUAAAUCGCAAUACUUCCAUACCUCCUACUACUACUACUACAGCAACAACAGUAGCUAGCAGUCGCACAACUGCUGGCAGCAGUGGUGGUGGUACAACAUCAUCUUCAUCUAAUUUGUUAUUAAGUUCGGCUACAGUGGCGGCGGCGGCGGCAGCGGCAGCAUCAACUCUUUAUGCUUCCAAUGCGGUCACAUUGUCACCGCCCUCGGCGGCAUCGUUAUGUAUUUCCUCGACCAAUGCAUCGUCGGCUAGCAAUUUCAAUCAAACACAAAAUCUCAAUCAAAAUCAAAUUCUGAAUAACAAUUGUAGUAAUUUAUUAGUUAACGACAGCGAGCGACGUGAACCGUCGCCGUAUCGUUGCGGUCAUUGUCAUCAAGUAUCAAAUUGGAAGCAUGUCAUUCAGCGGCAUUGUCGCUUGAAACACGCUGGCGACAUACGCAUCGAAACCCUUGAUCGCACCGUCAACACCAUCAACGAACGCAAUGCGCCGCCUAUUUAUCGACCGCUCGGCAAUGGCGCCUCGAAUGAGACCACCAAUUACGGGCUUACGCUUAAGGCUUUACAGCAACAACAACAACAGCAACAACACCACCAGCAGCAGAAACAACAACAACAAUCGCCUCACACUUUAAACAACCUUUCUGGUCCGCCCAGUAACUCAGUACUUAUGAGCAGCAACAACAACAACAAAAACGAACAAAAUCUUUUGCAUUCACCACUCGCCGGUACCGCUGCCGCUAAUGCAGCCACCACACCACAGGAACUACAGCAGGCCGCUGCUGCAUAUAUAGCAGCCACUUACAAGGCUGCUGCAGCUGCAGGCAAUGGAUCGGCUGCAGCUGCCGUUGCAGCAGCUGCCGCUCUGGGUCUAAGCAGCGAUGAGUUGAUGUUGCAUCAGCAAUUGCAGCAAAAUGAUCAAAUUGAAAUCACACGCCUACCGCCAGGGGUGGCCAAUGCUGCACAGCAACAGCUGCAGCAACAAGCACAAUCGCAGCAACAACAGCAACAACAACAACAACAGCAGCAGCAGCUAAACUCCAAGUGCAAGCAGCAAAAGUGUCCUCUCUGCCCGUAUAUUUCGGAGAGUAAAUCGCAGAUGAAUUAUCACAUUUCCUUGCAUAAGCCCACCCAGUACGAAUGUUCGUUGUGUACGUUCGUUUGCGCCAAGAAGCAGCAUUUGAGCAGUCACAUGCGCACCGUGCAUCAGCAGCAUAAUUUAAGUGCGACCAGCCAGUUGGGCAACAUGAGUGCAGCCAUUAAUUCGAUGGAUUUCAGUAUGGCCUUGCAAUUGGCUGCGGUGGCGCAGGCGCAACAGGACGCAUCAUCACUCUCCUCGCCAUUGGCUAUUGAUCUAACAGCUUUAAAGCAGAAAAUAUCUGCUGUCCAACAACAACAACAACAGCAGCAGCAGCAACAUCAAAAGCACCCACAGCAGCUACGCCAAACACCGACACCACAACAACAACAACAACAACAGACACACCCGCAUUCGCUCCCAUCCAAUGAAAACCAAAUCAAACGCAUACUUUAUUGCCCUAAAUGUCCUGCGCGUUACAUACAAAAAUCCAGCGACACUUCGAACGCAAAAGCGGAACUAGAAGAGCACAUAAAAUGCCACAGCGCAAGCGAUGCACUGGAUAAUAACACCAGUAGUCCGCAAACAUCGACGCCACCACCACCGCCACAACCAGCCUUCAAAUGCGAAUUUUGCGAUUAUGGCACCGUGCAGGAAGCACACUUACAGAAACACCGUUAUGUGCACACACAACACUACCAAGAUAAGUGCGCCGAGCUAUACAAACACGUGCCUGAGGAUUUGGAAUAUGCUCCACCCAAACUAAUGCAAAUCACAUUGGCCAAGAGCUUACAGCAGGCGCCUGAGACGAUCUGGAUUGUUGAUAACGAUUUGAAUGAUCAAUGCAAGGAUCAAAAGCUGCAGCAGCAACAACAUGCAAGCAUUACCUCAUCGUCGAUGAUGCCCGCAGCGAUAACAGCAUCAACCGCAGUAAGCGCGGCGACAUCACAUUUCGAUACAGCCAACUCGCUGCUGAAAAAGCAGCUAGAGUCAGGCAUGACUGGUGGUAGUGCUAAUGGUGGAGCAAUGCGCAGUUCACCUGCUCCUACGACGCCUACACCCACACCUACGCCCAAAGAGCUAGCCGCCGACGCCGAUGAUUCAUCGAAUAUGCCAUCGACCAGCGCUUCGGUAGCUACAAGCGAUUUAGCUGUUGAUGGUGGCAGUGAUUUCACAUCCAGCGUAGCAUCGCCAGCGCCAGUUGAGAAGUGCCUCUAUUGUCCCUACGAAACAAAGCAUACAACACUCUACAAGGCGCACUUGCAGCAUCACAUUUGCAUUAGCAAUCAAAGAGAGGCAUUCACCUGCGAACACUGCGAUUAUACAGAUGCCAAGCAGGAGCAUAUUGAUGAACAUACGCGCGUGCAUUUCAGCGCAGUGGAAAAAUUGAAGUCAGUAGCAUUCUUCACCUCCUACGACAACUUGGAAUUGAGUGUUGAACGCGAUGAGAGCGCCGGCGAAGAAGCGAAUGCGGCUGUAGACAGCGAAUUGCAGAAAGACGCAACCACCGCCGGCAAUGAAGAGCGCAGAGCGACGGCUGAAGCAACGGCAGCGCUGCAAUUGAAUAUUAAACAAGAGCAUAACAACAACAAUGAAGAGCAUGUGGUAAAUGAAAAUGUGGCAAAGGAGCAGCAGCAACAGCUGGGAACUGCGCCAAAGAGCAGCAGCAUUAAAGUGAAAGAUGAGAAAUCAUCAACAGCAGCUGCUGCAGCGGAAAGCAUUAAGAAGCCUUGCAACAAGAUUAUACUAUACAAAAAUGAUGGCUGCUUAGCUAUUAAGCGCGAAGGUGGCAGCAGCAACAGCAACAACAAUAAUAUGAACACUAACGAAAAUAUUAGUGAUCGCCUGCGUCGCCGCAUAAGUCGUAAUAAUAGCAGCAACAAUAGUCAUAUGAAUGGCAUUGGUGGUAGCGCGAAUAAUAAUAACAACAACAACAAUAACCACAAUAGCAACUGUAGCGAUGAACAACAACAAAGCCAUAAAACGAUAUUAGUGAAUGCCAAAACUGGUCAGGUUAUAAGUAGGAAUUAAGAGAGGGAGGGAGUAAUUAUAUUGCAUAGAAGAUAUGUAUAGGAUGCGUUUAACAAGUAGAGAGUGGGUCGAAAGAAGAUGAUUGAACAAAGUGAGAGCUGUACUUUGCGUUUGUUAUUUUUAAUUUAAGCGUGCUAAAAUAGCCGCACCGCUUCGAGGAAGUGAAUAUCAAAAAACUAAGGGACAUAUUUUAUUAUUAUUUUUGUUGCUUUUUGAAUGCUAAAAUUAUGUAAAUAUUAUUUCAAGUAUUUGUUAAUGUUGUUUUUGCUUUUAUUCCAACACAUUGCUUCCGAAACUGUUCUUGUUCAGGGCUGUGCUGAGUGCGUGGUCUGCAACUGUGUUUCGAUAAUAGAAACUUGCACUAUCGCUGAUUUGAAAUGAGUUGUUCGUCCUUUUUCAAGACAGUCAGACCUCUGUUAUCAACAAUGAUGUUAGAAGAAUAUAAGUGAAAGGCGUGGGAAUAUGUUUGUUUAUAUUCAAAUUCUUAACAUAAAUGUCUGUUCUAUAAAUGCACUAUUUUUUGGCAAUCGCGGCGUUGGUGAAAUAGAAAUCACUUUCUUUACAAAAUCUUUGGAACAAAGGUGUUGUGCAUCUGACUUUGACCUGCUAUUAUCUCACAGUUUUUCUUUAACAGCGGUUGUUGUAGAGAAUGCCACUGCAAUAACAAGGCAAGGUUCGAACGCUGUUGCUUAGUAAAUGAACUCACCAGGCAGCUAAGCGCCAAUCUACUUUUCAAGACUACUCCAAUAAAUUUUGCAUAGCCAGAAAAUAGUAUAAUCACUGAAGUAUAUAUCUAUGUAUAUCCAUAGGACCUUUUUAGAUGAAAGACCUCACAUUUUACUAAAAGUCCGCCGACCCAUUCAAAAUCAGUACCUGCACACCAAGCUACAAAAGAGUUAAGUGCAGCUCGUGCUUUAUAACUUAAAUUAUGAAUCCAUAGAUAAUACAGCAUACCAUUAUUGGCGUAAGUCUGGUAAUGAACAUCAGAUCAAUAGAGGAUAUACAACAAGAGUGCCUCCCAAAAGAGGAUACAGCAUGCCGGCCAAACAGUUAAUGUUACUUUGUAUAAUUUAGCUGCAUAUUUUGAGUUGCAAUAAUCAUUUUUGAACGGCAAUGCCAAUGGAAAUAGGCCUGCAUAAGUAAUAAUUAAUUUUCUUCUUUGUUGUUAUAUAUCGUUUCGUUUUUUUGUUUCAUAACAAGCAAAACAUAAAUGUUAUAAAAAAAAUAUGUUAUUCCACUUAUUAGUUAUAUUUAAUUAGUCCUUAAACCAGUUUUUAUUUAAAUGUACCUUACGGAAAGCUCUUUUCAGGUCAAAUAGCAUAAAAACUUAUAUUUGUUUGCUUUAAUUUGUUUGUUUGUCCACAAUUUGAAACAAGUUUCAGUUUAGUUUUAGUGGCAAAAUUUAAUUUUAAUAAUUUAAACUAAAGAUAACAAUAAAAAUAAAUUAAUUAAUGAUAAUAAAUUACGUUAUUUGUUCAACUCUUGCAAACGUGCAAAUGAAUGAAUGCGGAAAAUGCGCGUUUUCAAUGGUUAUUUGGUUACACCUUGCACACGCACACACACACACACACAGAUACGCGCAUUUGUUAUAGCAUAUGUAUUGGUUUUAAUAAAAAUCAAAGGAAGCUAAUAUGCUGUUGAAUAUUACAUAUAGCGCACUAAUUUGUAUUGUUUUAUUACUUCUAAUAUUUUCUUAAAUAAUCUACACUUAAUAUCGUUAUUGUUAAGUUUUCUAGCGUACUAAGUUGUGUUAUGCUUUUCGCAAUAAAAAAUAAAAAAAAUUUAUAAUUAUUUAAAACAAUUAUUGAUUCUCUCACACAUUCAAAUAACUAAGAUAAUUGCUUUAGCAAAUUUGGUUAAUUGGGUGCAAAUGUGUAAGCAGCUUUGUUGAAGAAGAAAAAAAGAAAUGAAUUUGACAAAAAAAUAAUUGGCUGUUAAUUGAAAGUCAAAUAAAGUGAUGAGCAUUAGUACUCAGCGUACUAAAUAUUUUGCAUACAUUUGUUCUUCACUCAUGCAUACAUAUGCAUAAGUAUGUAUGUUUUAUAAUAAAACUGUGAUUUUAAAAAUUUGAAUUCAAAAAUGUUAAUUGCAAAUAUUGAAAAUUUAAAUUAAAACUAAUUUAGUUGCACGUUAAGGGGGGAAAGCGCCUAAUAAAUAUUUGCGUGACGCAAAAUAAGCGCAGCAGAAAAUUAUGUAUAAAUUGUAGAAAUUCUAAAAAUUACUAAAUCCAAAACACGGCUUAUUUAUAAAAACUAAAAUUUAUUGCCAACGAGCAAAUCGUAUCAAAUUGCUGAACAUUUAUUUUCUCUUAUUAUUAUAUAUAUAUGUAUGUAGUAUAAAAUGAAAUAUUACCUUAUAUAUAAGUUAGUGUGUAAUAUUCUAAUUAAGCAACAAGCAACUAAAUUUCAAAUUGCUACAAGCAGCCAUUCUGUCGGUUUUAGGCCGCAACCAAUUCUUCAUUUAUAAUUGCAUAAUUAUGUAUUUAUAAUUGUAUAUAUGUACAGUGCAUUUGCUUGUUAGCGAAUGUGUUUUGCAAACAAAAAUGAGUAGUUAUAUAGUCAUUUAUUUGUAAAUUCAAAAAAAAUCCAAAUCGUUUUCACAGGCAGUUAACGGUAAGCUGACCGAACGAAACGUAAAUUAUUAGAAUUAGUUUCGCUAGAAAAAAAAAGUAAAGUAAAGCACUCUGCACAAAUUUACUAAAAAAAGUGAAUGAGAAUGAAAAACAUAGUCAAACGUGUGCAGUUUGAGAAAUAAGUUUCGAAUAGCAACAACUGCAAGUAGUAGUCAUAAUUAGAGUGAUGACUGUAUGUAGGAAAAAAAUUUAUGCUACAAAAAUUUGCAGUUAAAAAGGGGUAUGUACGAGCAUGCGCCAAUAUGUAUUGAUAUAGUGAACGGUUUUUGAGACAACUUAAAAAAAUAUAUAUAUAUAUAUUUUACAGCACAAAUCGCACUUUAAUGUCAAAAUGUAAAAGAUUAAAUUGAGUAAAAACAAAUUACUAAAUUCGAAUUUGAGCCUAGUAUUAGCUGUGCUAAAAUGGUAUUUUUUUAUUUUAAAGUAGUAUUUUUUAUAUUUUUGAUUUGCCUAAAAA